Oncorhynchus keta (chum salmon) is the source of this 1330-nucleotide messenger RNA. Its product is annotated as UTP--glucose-1-phosphate uridylyltransferase-like. Gene Ontology annotation, cellular component: cytoplasm. The annotation marks the transcript as partial. Gene Ontology annotation, biological process: UDP-alpha-D-glucose metabolic process; glycogen metabolic process. NCBI's taxonomy places the organism in Eukaryota, Metazoa, Chordata, Actinopteri, Salmoniformes, Salmonidae. Gene Ontology annotation, molecular function: UTP:glucose-1-phosphate uridylyltransferase activity. The record is from RefSeq and is a predicted model, not a curated record. The transcript has 7 exons.
GCAGCUCAAUCAAACACCGAUACAGUAUUUGGUACAACCAGUAACCCAGCAUAUCUCUGUCUGUUUGUAUGUCUACUGGGGAGAAUGUCAUGUUGUUGUUCUAACAUAUACUCCUUGUGUAUUCCAGGUCUCCAAGAAGGACUUUGAUGGAUUCAAGAAGCUGUUCCACAGGUUUCUGCAGGUGAAGGGGCCAUCGGUGGACUGGCCCAAGAUACACAGACCUCCAGAAGACUCAAUCCAGCCCUAUGAUAAGAUAGCAGCGCUGCCCCUGCCGGACAGCCUGGCAGACAGUCUCAACAAGCUGGUGGUCGUCAAGUUGAAUGGAGGCCUGGGGACCAGCAUGGGCUGUAAAGGCCCCAAGAGCCUCAUCAGCGUCCGCAACGAGAACACUUUCCUGGACCUCACCGUGCAGCAGAUAGAGCACUUGAACAAGAAGUACAACACAGACGUUCCUCUGGUCCUGAUGAACUCCUUCAACACGGAUGAAGACACCAAGAAGAUCCUUCAGAAAUACACACACCACCGUGUCAAGAUACACACCUUCAACCAGAGCAGGUACCCCCGUAUUAAUAAAGAGUCCCUCCUGCCUGUGGCCACAGACAUUGGUAUGACGGGUGAGAACGCUGACGUGUGGUAUCCUCCUGGCCACGGGGACAUCUACGCCAGCUUCUACAACUCUGGUCUGCUGGAUCAGCUCAUCACAGAGGGAGAGUACAUCUUUGUGUCUAACAUUGAUAACCUGGGUGCUACGGUGGACCUGAACAUCCUGCAUCACCUGGUGAGCCAGCCCAACGGGAAACGCUGUGAGUUCAUCAUGGAGGUCACCGACAAGACCCGCGCUGACGUCAAGGGCGGUACUCUUAUUCAGUAUGAUAACAAGCUGCGUCUGCUGGAGAUAGCCCAGGUCCCCAAGGCCCAUGUAGAUGAGUUCAAAUCAGUCACCAAGUUCAAGAUAUUCAACACCAACAACCUGUGGAUCUCUUUGGGCGCCAUCAAGAGGCUGCAGGAGCAGAACGCCAUGGACAUGGAGAUCAUCGUUAACCCCAAGACACUGGACGGCGGUCAGAACGUGAUCCAGCUGGAGACGGCGGUGGGCGCGGCCAUCAAGAGCUUCGACAACGCCCUGGGCAUCAACGUGCCGCGAUCCCGCUUCCUGCCCGUCAAGACCGUCUCCGACCUCCUAUUGGUCAUGUCCAACCUCUACAGCCUGGAGGCGGGCUCUCUCACCAUGAGCCAGAAGAGAGAGUUCCCUACCACGCCCCACGUCAAGCUGGGCAGCUCCUUUACUAAGGUAACUAACAUAACCUUACUAUAACUACUAACUAAACUU